UUUAAGUAGGCAGAGUUGAGACGGAAGGAGGCGGUAAUGCCCCAGUAUUUUGCCUACCAAUCACGGUAAAACCUCAAGAAGAAGAAGAAGACUUCCUGUGUUGAAUCAAGUAUUUCUUUCUUUUUUUUAGCGCUAAAAUCGCGCUGAAAGAAAAAGAAAUCAUCUCGAAUAAGUGGAAAAGUUGAGGCAGCGAUUUCCGGACAAGCCGUGAGUUAAAGUCUGCCCCCUUUCUCUCCCGGAAAGCUAAUGCCAGCUAGCCGCUCUCGCUCGCUUGACAGGUUACUACUUGAACAGGUGACAGCUGCGACUUUCUAGGUUUUUGGCGCUCGCUCGUUGUCUUUUUUUUUCUACUCCAUCCCUACUUCCCUCCUUCCCGGCUAGCCGGCCAAAGCAAAAUGCUUCGCGCGCGGAAAGCCGCCGCUUUGAGCCAGUCCAGAUGGCUGCGGUGGGCGUUUAGCAAGCGAAAGUCCAGCUCUUCUUCGGACUCCGAGUUCCUGCACAGGAGCAUCGUGCCCACCAUGCACUACCAGAAGAGUUUACCGAGGUUGCCCAUCCCAAAGUUGGAGGACACCAUCAGGAGGUAUUUAGCCGCUCAGCAGCCUCUGCUGGAUGAGCAACAAUUCAGAGAGACGGAGAAGGUGGCUCAGGACUUCCUGGCCGGCGAAGGGAAACGGCUACACCAGGAGUUGGUGGCUCAGGAUAAGAAGAACAAGCAUACCAGCUACAUCUCAGGUCCGUGGUUCGACAUGUACCUGUCGGCGCGGGAGCCGCUGGUGCUCAACUUCAACCCCUUCAUGUCGCUGGCGCCGGACCCCGAGAGCGAGCGCAACGAGCAGCUGGCGCGCGCCGCCAACCUGACGUGCUCGGCCGUGCGUUUCCUGAAGACUCUGCGCGCCGGGCUGCUGGAGCCCGAGGUCUACCACCUGGAGCGCUCGCGGGCGCGCUCGGACGCGUUCAAGAAGCUGGUCCGCUGGGCGCCCGCCUCGCUGGCCUGGUACGCCUCCUUCGCCGCCGGGGCCUUCCCGCUGGACAUGUCGCAGUACUUCCGCCUCUUCAACUCCACGCGCGUCCCGCGCGCGGGGCGCGACGAGCUGGUCACCGAGCCCGACGGCCGCCACCUGCUGGUCAUGAGGAAGGGACACAUGUACGUCUUCGAUGUGCUGGAUCGCGACGGCAACGCGGUGGCGCCGGCGCGCGUACGGGACAACCUCAGCUGGAUCCUGUCGGACGAGACGCCGGCGCCCGCCUUCCCGCCGGGAGCGCUGACGACGGAGAACCGCGACGUGUGGGCGGGGCUGAGGGAGAAGCUUUUGGCGGCCGGCAACGAAGAGACGCUGCGGGCGGUGGACGGCGCCGUCUUCUGCUUGUGCCUGGACGACGUGGAGCUCCCCGACGCCGUGCGGGCCUCGCACAACAUGCUGCACGGCGACGGCGUCAACCGAUGGUUCGACAAGUCGCUGAGCGUGAUCGUGGCGCGCGACGGCCACGCCGCCAUCAACUUUGAGCACUCCUGGGGCGACGGCGUGGCUGUGCUGCGCUUCCUCAACGAGAUCUUCAGCGACAGCACCCGCCGGCCGGCGGUCGCCCCCGGCAGCCCGGGGGCGGGAGGCCCCACGCCCGACGCGCGCCGACUCAGCUUCCGGCUUGAUGAUGAGCUGCGCGAGGGCGUGGUACGCGCCAAGGCCGCCUUCGACGCCGCCGUGGCCGGACUCACCAUCGACGCCAUGCAGUUUACAGACGGCGGUAAGGAGCGCGUGAAGAAAUCCAAGCUGAGCCCGGACGCGGUGGCGCAGCUGGCCUUCCAGAUGGCCUUCCUGCGGCAGUACGGCGUCACUCCGGCCACCUACGAGUCGUGCAGCACGGCCGCCUUCAAGCACGGCCGCACGGAAACCAUCCGGCCCGCCAGCGUCUUCACCCGGCGCUGCGCCGAGGCCUUCGUUCGCCCCGACCGUCACCGCGCCGCUCCCGAGCUGAUGGAGAUGUUGCGCCUCUGCUCCGAGCACCACGGGCGCUUGACCAAAGAGGCGGCCAUGGGUCAAGGGUUCGACCGGCACCUGUUUGCCCUGCGCCACUUGUCGGCCUCGACGCACGCCUUUUACGCCGACCCGGCUUACGCCGCCAUCAACCACAACGUACUGUCCACCAGCACGCUGUCCAGCCCGGCGGUGGGCCUGGGCGGCUUCGCGCCGGUGGUGGCCGACGGCCUGGGCGUGGGCUACAACGUCCACGACGACUGGAUCGGCUGCAACGUCAGCGGCUACCCGGCCCGCGACGUUUCAGAAUUUCUGCGCUGCGUCCGGCUGUCCCUGGAAGAUAUCUUUGCCGUCCUGGACGGGAAGGACCUCGCCCGCUGAGCCGAUGCAUUAUAUCGAUUGAGUGUAUUGCAGAAAAGAGAUUAGCAAAAUAAAGUCAUUUGGAAAUGGACGCUCCGUUGCGGCGGCGACAUAUUGCACGACUCCACGGUUCUGAGAUUCCAAUAGACGUGCUUUAGAAAUUGAUUUUUUUUUACCUAUUAACCAUUUAAACUAGAAAAUGACAUUUCUGGAAAAAUUGCCACACUGGCUUUGCUGUGAUGGUUGGUCUAUCAAGUCACUUGGUAAUCGAUGGGAGUAAAUGGAAAUGUUUUUGUGCCAUUGAAAAUGAAUGGGAAUUUUUGACCACUCCAAAUGAAUGGGCAAAUUUUGGCCAAACCCUGCAUGUUUUGGCAAAAACUAUACAACUUUUAUGUGCCUUGAUUUUCUGACGUUUUUGAGAUAUGGCUAAUGGGAACUGAUUAAAAACUAGGACUCUUCUGAAAAAAGUUUGGUCUCAUUGAAAAUCAUGGAAAAACUGCCCUGUUCAAAUACGUUUUGUUUUUUUUUGCUCUGUAAACAUUUGCAGGCGCGGUCAAAAGGGAGCUCGCGUUGCACGAAUUUUUGACACCCAUCAAAGUUGGAACCAUGUCAAUAGGUCAACUGGUUUAGGCAAGGUGGCACGCCAAAAAAUGAAUUAAGUUGAAUUUUAUAUGUGCAAAGCUUCCGUCAAUAAGCUAGUUAUGACUCGAAUGUCAAUGCAUUGAUUCUGAUGGGAAAUGUCGCCCCUACCAACAUGGCUGCUCUGAGGCCAUGUCGUUAGGGGCUUGUAAGCGCAGUCUUGCAGUGCUCCUGCAAUCAAAUUGACUUUUUCCAAUCCAUUUUAAAGUGGGAGGCUGCCAUGCAGCGAAUGAACGGCACGGCUCAGCGGUAGAAUUGUCAUCCCCCGACCCAGAGGUUGCGUCGCCAAAGUAUCCUUAACGUGGCUGUAUUAUGAAGCUUUUCUUGUAGUCACCGUCAAACUGUUUGCCUUACUCUAACACACUAAAUAUAAUCAGGGAAUAGCAUCGUUUCUCCUAUUUACUGUUUGUUGGUAUUACUCUAACACACCCAAUAUAAAAUAAAUAGCACUUCUACCAUUGUUUAAGGAAAAUAUAGGGCAUAAGAGAUACACGACGCCUUCUCACGGAAGCCCGACGUGCGAGUCAUGCAACUGACUGAGCAAGAUUGACGCUGACAAGCCCACGUCUGGUCUGCACCACCAACUCUCGCCAUCAGUUCUCCCGGACAGUCCAUAACAAAUGGCGGGACGCCCUGUCCCAACACAAGGAACACCGGUGAACGCCCGAUAUCAAACUGAAAACACAACUGGCAAGACCCCAAGAGCCCCUUUGACGCUGAGGUGGCAAAGUCCACAACGCUUGUUGCCCUGACAACAGUAACCCCCAAAUCCUGUCCAAUCUACAAACCGACAAUCUUAAACACACCCUUCUUCCCUGGCCACGAGAGCCUUCAAAAGAAAAGGAACCUUUUGUUGACGUUUGAUUGGGUGACCUUGCCUCCCCACCUGAGUCUGUUUCGCCUUACCGUUUGAUCGCUGUCGACCUGAAUAAAUUGUCAACUUGUUCUCAGCGAGCCUUCUUUAAACCUUUCAAAACAGUCAGUACAAAGGGUUAAGAGGAAGGUGAACGCGGGGAGUUUGGCCUUUUGGCCGGAGUCCCGCCAGCCCGGGUCGUUCGAGCUGCUCGCGGUUCGGUUGGCGCGAUUCCGGCGUCUGGCUAAAAGCUCCGAUUCCUUCGAUUAUCAGAUCGUGCCUUAAAGGCGCCAUACAAGGAGAACGCCACUCAUUUAUUCCCUGCAUGUCCGUUAAGCAAUGACUUUACAUUCAAGUGAGUAUCCAGUCAUUUAGUAUUCAAAGAAAUAUAUGUAUUUUUCAAAAAACUAUCAGUACAGUCAGGUAUUGGACCCGGGAACAAAGGUAUCAGUUGGUGGGUGCAACAAUCAUUUCAAGGAAAGAGUAGGAAGGGACCUGAUAUAACAAAACUAUUUCUCCAGAAAUGGCAUUUUGGAGUUCAAAAUAGAUGCGCUCGCUUCCUCCCACCGUUGGCAAACACGGUUUUAUUUGAAAAAGUGAACAAAAACAAGCAAAUGUACAAAAAGGCCAACUCCCCACGGGAAUUUAGAUGGGCUUGAUCUUGAAGUGAAGUCCGAUCAGGCUGAAGACCAGACACUUCAGGUCCUGCACCAGGUAGUAAAAGACGCGUAAACCUUCGGGAUCCCUGACAAAGAAAGACGGUGAAUAUUAAAGAGCGGAAAAGCCUGUCGGUCGCCCGCCCGUCCUCGUUUCCUCACUUGGACUGGUUGACGUCGAUCAAGGAGCCGAUUUUGGAGGUGGUGAAAGAAAUGUGCUCGUCCCCGAUGACGAUUUCCAGCUCCUUCCAAACAAAAAUGGCGUCAGCGGGAAAAGAAGUCUCCGGCCCGACCGGACAACUACCUGUCUUCCCACGCGGUCGGGCGGCGGCCACAGCGCGUCGUCCUCUUUGGUGAUCUCGCUGUCGUCGAUGAU
Corythoichthys intestinalis (scribbled pipefish) is the source of this 4857-nucleotide messenger RNA. RefSeq names its product carnitine palmitoyltransferase 2 (gene cpt2). The coding region runs from base 396 to 2354 and encodes 652 amino acids. Gene Ontology annotation, molecular function: carnitine O-palmitoyltransferase activity. Gene Ontology annotation, biological process: fatty acid beta-oxidation. Gene Ontology annotation, cellular component: mitochondrion. The record is from RefSeq and is a predicted model, not a curated record. NCBI's taxonomy places the organism in Eukaryota, Metazoa, Chordata, Actinopteri, Syngnathiformes, Syngnathidae. The transcript has 8 exons.